This is a messenger RNA of Megachile rotundata (alfalfa leafcutting bee), 8456 nucleotides long. RefSeq lists its product as uncharacterized. The record is from RefSeq and is a predicted model, not a curated record. Gene Ontology annotation, molecular function: guanyl-nucleotide exchange factor activity. NCBI's taxonomy places the organism in Eukaryota, Metazoa, Arthropoda, Insecta, Hymenoptera, Megachilidae.
GCGUGUGUCGUGUCAGUUAUAUCUCGGCAGCGAGUGCCGUCAGGCGCACGGGUGUUUCGACGCGCGUCCUUCCUUCAAAAUCCUCGUGUACUUUGACGUGCGAACGCCAGUUGCGAGAAAGUAUCAGUGGCCGAGUGUUUCUCCGUUCGAGUUUACGAAGGAUGUUCGAUCGAUGCGGAUAUCGACGACGGACUCUUGCCGGCUCGUCGAUUAAAUCAUGACAGUCGCUUCCUUGCAUUCUGGUCUGACAACAUUUCUCGCUAGUGGUUGAAUCAUUUCCGCGAGCGGGGAAACACGAAUCUUUGUUGCAAAAACGUUCGAGUUUAACGGUCAAGUUUAACACGUGAUUGUGCUUCGUUUUUGAACCGCGUUGUCGAUUCUCGAGAUCGAUAUUUAUAGGUUAUAGGUGCACAGGACGCAAUUAUAAGCAGGACAUUACGCAAGAGACACCCAUUCGAAGAUCAUCCAGUGUUAAUUUGAAGAUUCCAUUCAUCUUCCGCGCCUUCGUGAACGCGAGUGCUUUGCCGGAAUUAACGGUCGUCGUGACGUACAUAGUAUAUUUUCCAUAAAUGUGUUGUGCGCGUCAAAUCGUAGCGUGAAAUCGAGAAAUCGUAGAAAACGCUCUGACGCGAAAGAAGUACGCAAAGUGAACGGUGAUUUAUUCGACCGGCCGUUAUUGGAACGGUAUGAAGUUUGCCGCUACAAUUUGUCCCGGUGAUUGGCGCGGGAGACAACGGUGAUGUAAAUCGAUAUCGAUGUUUUUGCAAACGCGAAACUGCAGCGUUCGGAAUCGAGAUGCGGAGAAACGAUGAUCGAACGAUCGAGGCAUGGACAGACGAACGUGAACUCUGACGGUUAACCUUCGGUUGCCGCGAAAAAAGUGACAGGAAAUUUGUUGGAAAAGCACAGUGAAAAGUUGGAUAAUCGCGAUGGCGUACGUGCUCUGGCGAGUCUUUAUGAAGAAAUACUCCAAGGUGCGGCUCGGCAUCAGGAAUCUGCCGGUGAUACCGGCGGAGCGCCGCGGUCCAGAGAAAGAGGAAACCUGGACGCUGGCUCCUGACCAGGACUCGUGUCCCUUCUUCGAGGAGUUCACCGAGCAAAAGUCCAAACCGUCCCAAGAUGAGAGCACGCAUUCGAGGAUCGUGGGAGAGGCAGCUCCCGAGAGCACCGAGAACCCGGAAAGUGGUACUUUGCCGAGGACUCAGGAGACCAGGAAGAGCAAGACGAAAAAAGUAAAGAGCUACCUAAGAAAGUGUAAAGGUGCGUUAUCGAAAGGUGACGAGGCAAUCGAGAAGAAACGUCAAGAGCACUGCACCUCGUGGUACCUUGACGAGUCUCGAGUCCACCAGGAGGAGGACGUCUUUCCAGAGAAACCGACUGAAUUCCCGGACCAGAGGGUCUCGGAAGAAGUCUCUGUUGUCGCCGCGGACGAGGACAAUUCGAGUCCGCAGGUGGACAGCGAUCCUUUAACGAGUCCUAGCAAGGACGAUGUUCGUGACGAGACUACGGACGAAGGUCUGGCGAGGUUAGCGGACGACGAGGGAAGAAACGAGGGAAGAAGAAGUCGGACGUCCCUGUACGAGGAUGCCAAAGACUCGAUGAACGAGCAGUGCACCGCGGACGAAGCUCCCUCGAAUAAAACGGAAUGCGAGAAGAACGCGGUCUCCCUCGAGACCCUCACUACGGAGGACACGAACUUGAACAAGUGCGAUUCCAAUGACACUUUGAUAGCGGAAGUGACGGAAACGGUGGUCAUCGAAUCGAACGGUGAUGUGGAGCAGGAAAAGGAAGAGUGUCGGGACGAGGAAGGGGAAGCACUGCCAUCUUUAUCUCUGCCUGGGGGUCGCGGAGACGUCGCCUCGUUGGUCCGGAACCUACUCGGGCCGAUUUACGGCGAUGGUGUUAUCAAUCUGCUGAUAAGGCAGGCCCGAGACAUCCUGGUGUGCGCUUAUCACGGCAAUUUGGAGAACUUCCUCAGGACUUAUCUGUCACCGGCCGCGUCGUUGCUGGCGGAAGUGAAGUCAGCCGCCUCCGAAACGGUACGUACACUUGGAUGCUGUUUACAGGAUCACGAAAACGAAUCGGUGGUACCGGAAGGCUGGCCUCUGACGUUGGGCAGACGUGGCCUCGUGCUGCAGCUAGGAGAGCUCGAAGCCUCCGCGCUACGUCUCGGGGAAUGUUACCUCUGCAUACGCAGCGCAGCUGCAGUUGCAACCACCUCGGGGAGCGGCGAAGCUGCCGCUGGUGAAACCGUCGAGCGGAAUACCGUCGAGAUCGCAGUAGUUUGGCGAACGACGUCCAUGAGGGCACCAGGGUUCCUCGGCUGGGACCGCGAGGAGGAGUUCAUGGACUGGCGGGAGGUGACUCGGAAGAGGCAGGGGAACUCGAGCGGGACGAGUAGCAGCUUGGUAGGGCCGCAAUCGUCGAGUUCCUCGAAGAGUAUGAUGCGGCCUCGUCGAAGAUCUCGGGAGGAGACUCGUUCGAGAACUCGGGAGCCAGGUUGCGUGUUCGAGCACCGUCGCGAAGAGACGCGGUCGAUCGACAGGUUGGAGUGCAAGAACUCGAACGAGACUUGCGCGGCGGGCGACGAGGUCGAGGCUGGUCACGCGGUGAUGAAGUCCAGAUCGACGUCGAGUAUGGACACGUGGAAAUCUGGGUUGGACGGCGAUCUGAACGGAACGCCGACGCGAUCCGGAUCAAACAACUCUUCUAGUCUUUCCGGCGACGAUGGUCGCGUCAAAGUGAAGAGGUGCGCCAAGGUCGUUUCCUCGACGACCAUGGAGAAGUGGAAGGAGACGACCAGGUGCGAAACCAGGAGUAAGAUCCUCGUUCCCGAAGAUCUGAAGACGCCGUUACGGUUGGACCAAGCUGUCCUCGGACAGAAAGAUGGGAACGGGGCUGGUGUCGCGGAAGACAGGCUGCAGUACGUGCGACACUUGGACGAGGUCGGCGACGAGGAGCUACCAGCCUUCAUCGGUAACCUUCUGGUCUCCGUGGAGAGGAAGAUCGAGAGGGUCUCGCUGGACGACCUCACGUUCCCGUGUCCAGCCUGCAGGAAUAUCGACACCGACGACCCUUUGCUCGGCUGCAGGUGUGCCGGGGACGAAUGCGCCUGCGGAAUCGCAGUAGUUUGGCGAACGACGUCCAUGAGGGCACCAGGGUUCCUCGGCUGGGACCGCGAGGAGGAGUUCAUGGACUGGCGGGAGGUGACUCGGAAGAGGCAGGGGAACUCGAGCGGGACGAGUAGCAGCUUGGUAGGGCCGCAAUCGUCGAGUUCCUCGAAGAGUAUGAUGCGGCCUCGUCGAAGAUCUCGGGAGGAGACUCGUUCGAGAACUCGGGAGCCAGGUUGCGUGUUCGAGCACCGUCGCGAAGAGACGCGGUCGAUCGACAGGUUGGAGUGCAAGAACUCGAACGAGACUUGCGCGGCGGGCGACGAGGUCGAGGCUGGUCACGCGGUGAUGAAGUCCAGAUCGACGUCGAGUAUGGACACGUGGAAAUCUGGGUUGGACGGCGAUCUGAACGGAACGCCGACGCGAUCCGGAUCAAACAACUCUUCUAGUCUUUCCGGCGACGAUGGUCGCGUCAAAGUGAAGAGGUGCGCCAAGGUCGUUUCCUCGACGACCAUGGAGAAGUGGAAGGAGACGACCAGGUGCGAAACCAGGAGUAAGAUCCUCGUUCCCGAAGAUCUGAAGACGCCGUUACGGUUGGACCAAGCUGUCCUCGGACAGAAAGAUGGGAACGGGGCUGGUGUCGCGGAAGACAGGCUGCAGUACGUGCGACACUUGGACGAGGUCGGCGACGAGGAGCUACCAGCCUUCAUCGGUAACCUUCUGGUCUCCGUGGAGAGGAAGAUCGAGAGGGUCUCGCUGGACGACCUCACGUUCCCGUGUCCAGCCUGCAGGAAUAUCGACACCGACGACCCUUUGCUCGGCUGCAGGUGUGCCGGGGACGAAUGCGCCUGCGGAGCUGGUGAGGACACCUGUGACUGCUCUUCCUCAGCGAAGACGAGGACGGAGCAGUCGGCGAAGAGCUUCGAGAUCGCGGGGAUCAAGCACAUCGACAGCGACGACGAGGAGGAGGUGCGGAUGGGAUUUGGAACGAAAAAGAGAGUCGACGACGUGGUAGCGCCCAGGACCAUUCACGACAUACCGGAACAUGUUCUCACGUGUGGCCUCACGCUUCCUGGCUACACGGAUACGAAUGGCAGACCCGUUCUCGAGUUCGAGGAUGACCCAUCCAGAAGGGAGACUCUCACCGUUAAAGAAGCGUCGUCGUUUCUUCUCUACCUCGCUCGUUUACCCAGCUACGAAAGCACGAAGAAUGGUUUCACUCUGUUGGUUCGAGGAAACGGUCCCGAGUGUUUGGAGUUUCUGGACAAAGUUCUGUCUCUUGUGCAGGGACGAGUCUAUGUAUCUCAGGCAUUGCUGUUGCAGAGUUCCGUGUCCGAACACUCGACAGAAUCUCAGUUACCUUUGAGUCACGUCAAGACGAUCGCGGUGGACGAGCAAACUUUGAGAGAACGCGUUCCCAGACGAGAGAGCCUCGACCAGGCGCAAUGGAUCGCAUUUUAUAAGGAGUACGACGGCCUGAUGACGGAAUGGCAGGCAGCCGGUCGCAGACUGGCCCUGGAGAUGUCCGAGCUGAAGGAAUGCAGCAGCCUGUCCGGUGCGUUGACGCCUCUCGGUCGCCUGCUCACGGACCCCACAUUAAGAAGAACAUCCCGAGACGCGGAGGAGGCGAUCUCCUCUCUGGAAGAGCGUGCCUCGCCAUUGUUGCACCUGGAGCACAUUAGAUUGGCGGUGAAACGGGCACGGAGAUUGGUCGAGGAGGUCGGGAACGCCGCCACUAGGUUGGAAUCGUCGUUCGAAUCGCGACGAGCGACCAUCCGCAAUCUCGCGGUUCUGAGAAGCAUCGAGGACCAAGCGCACGAGGUAUUAUCCUGGUUGUGCAAAAAGGGCGAGGAUAUUCUGUCGAAACACGCUCAACACUCUGCGACGAAUUUAACAGCGGCCCGCCUUCACGAGAGGGACUUCGAGAAGUUCUAUUUCACGUCGAUGAGACAUCUUGACAAAGGAAGCGACCUUGCCGAGGCGGCGAGUGCGAGCGGACUUCGCGAACUCGCGAGAUCCCUGAAGCAACACCUUCGAGGAUUCGGUACGCGCCUCGAAGACAGACGCGAGUACCUCGAGGACACGUCGAGAUGUUGCCUGCUUCAGGAUCGGGCAUACGAGUGGGCCCAGGAGGCUCGUAUCGCUGGCGAGAGGGGGGCUCAGCAGUUCCUGAUGGCCAGACCACCCCUGCCGCCAGAGCAUUUCACGGAAAUGAUGGCGCUCGCCGAGAAACUCGGUAACGAGAUCCUUCUGGAACAAUGUCGUAUCGCCAGGAACAAGUGUGCGGAAGCUCUCGAGAUUGCGAGGACGACUUCCGCUCCCGGCAGUCCUGCCAGAAGAAGAUCCUUCGCUGCCUCGGAGUCUGCCACGUCCUGGGAGGACAGUUUGACGAAGAGAACUUCGUGGGAUGACAGCGAUAGCAGCGCAUCGUACGCCUGUCCCAUGGAGAGUGUAGGAUCCGCAGGAAGCGGUGGUCGACCGGUGCUGGACAACAUUGCCGAACUUCGGGAAAGUGCCGAACAGCUCCUGGAUUGCUCUCCUCCGCGAACACCUCCUCGAAGCCCUGCUCCACGACGACUUGUCAAGCCUCCGGUGAACUCUCACUUACACAGGGCUGCUAGCAUUGCCCCAGGAAUGAAGGCGAAAAAAACAAUACUGCUCAUAAUGAGGGAAAUGAUACAAACCGAACGAGACUACGUGAAGUCGCUCGAGUACAUAAUAGAGAAUUACAUCCCGGAGUUGGUGCGGGAAGACAUUCCUCAGGCCUUGAGAGGACAACGCAACGUGAUCUUCGGAAACGUGGAGAAGAUCUACGAGUUCCAUAGUCAGCAUUUCUUACGGGAAUUGGAACAGUGCGAGCAAUCGCCGAUGAACGUGGGACAAUGCUUCCUGAGACACGAGAAGAAGUUCUAUCUGUACGCGCUCUACAACAAGAACAAACCAAACUCGGACUCGUUGAUGGCCGAGUACGGUACCGUCUUCUUCAAGCAAAAGCAACUGGAGCUAGGCGACAAGAUGGACCUCGCUAGUUACUUGCUGAAGCCUGUUCAACGAAUGGGGAAGUACGCGUUGCUGCUGCAGCAGCUGGUUAAAGCGGGUACCGACCUAUCGGAGCAAAUGUCCGGCAAGGACGACAAGGAGGAGAAAGAGGACGGUAUGAAGCCGAUGGUCGAGGGCGAGGCGGAUUUAAGGGCGGCCGAGCAGAUGGUACGGUUCCAACUGCGCCACGGAAACGACCUGCUGGCAAUGGAUUCUCUUCGCGAUUGCGACGUAAACGUAAAGGAGCAGGGCAGACUACUGCGGCAAAACGAGUUCUUGGUCUGGCAGGGUAAAGGCAAGAAGUGUCUGCGACAAGUGUUUCUAUUCGAAGACCUCAUCCUCUUCAGCAAAGCGAGGAGAUUUCCCGACAGAAAGAACCUGGAUAUCUACAUCUACAAACACAGCAUCAAAACGACGGACAUCGGGCUGACUGCCGUGAUCGCCGACUCGCCCACGAAGUUCGAGAUUUGGUUCCGCAAGAGGAAACCAGGCGACACGUACACGCUGCAGUGCGCCAGCGAGGACAUUAAGAAAGCUUGGACGGAGGAACUGAGCAACCUUUUAUGGAAACAGGCGCUGCGAAACAGAGAAGUGCGCCUAGCAGAGAUGUCGAGCAUGGGCAUCGGAAACAAACCUUGUUUGGACAUUAGGCCUAGCGCGGAUCAGAUCAAUGACCGGUCUAUCAGCGUAGCUCAACUCUCGAAAACGCCUAGAUUCAGAAACUCGAUAGCAGUUUCGAUGUCGGAGGACUCGGGUCGCUGCAGCAGAAGGCCUCACAGUGUCAUCUCCGUUAGUUCUUCGUCGAGUAGCGGUGGUAGUAGUGGUCCCCCCACGACGUUGAACCUGGGUUUGGACACGAGUCCCAGACCGCAUCAUCGUAGCACUACUCUCAAUAGUCAGUGCAGCGUUGAAAGCGGUAUAAUAGCCGAUAUCUCGAUCGUCUCUGACGACGGAGGCGACGGCACCGAGAGGAGUCACUGGAACUCGACUUUAGAGAGCCCCACGUCCCAUCUGCCGACGACGUCGACGCCUCUACAGUCACCGACCAGCGCAACCGCGACCGCAACAGUUACCUCGGCCACUUCGUCCGACAACAACCUCACCCCUUACGACCAAGACAUGUCCAUUAAUUUAUAAACGUCGCCCCUGAAAAGGACGGCACCUUUGAUCCCAGCUAACAGAGUACGAUAUCGUCGAUUCACUUGCGAGUUGUUAGACGGUGAAUAUACACAGUGUGAUUCAAAUCGUGUGGCAUAGAAUUCGACGGAUAAUAGCGAUGAUAUGUCCACGCAGUGUGUACCGAGUAGAUAAUAUAAUAUAUUAGAGCGAGUAUUUUCUUGAGCAAUCGUAGUUCCACGAAAUGGCCCACACGAGCUACGAGAGACGAGUCUCGCAUAAUGCCGUACACAGUGUCCGACAGACCGUUGCAUUUACGCUUAAUCACGUGAGUUCCGUAACGAACGCCUGUUCGCAAACCAUUGCCACGGUACGCAAUCGUUGUUUGACAGUGUUCGAAAAUAGAAUGGGGUUUAUACGUACUCGUAGACUGGUAUUUUCGAUGAGAGCUCAACUUUCAAGUGAAUUUUAUCUUUUGAUACGCUUCGAUGUUUCAUUGAUCAGCGCUCGCGCGCGCGAUCGCGUGUUUAAUAGUCUUCACGUCUGAAUUUGAUAAAAAGAAACCAUUGAUUUUUCCAGAAGUAAAACGGCAACAAGUGUAUUUUCUUAUACUGUCUCCUCGAAUCCACCAACGUGCUCAAGCAAAAUCCUAGAUAGAGAGAGAUGUGUUCCGAUGAAAUAUAUAUAUAUGUGUGUGUACGGCUGCAUGUUAUCACAAUGUGCUCUGCAGCGUCGUAAACGGCAUGCACCGAUUGCCAUUAUUCUCAUUAACGAUUGGCAUUCCUGAUCAUCAACGACUGAGAAUCUUAUCGAGAAAUCUCCAAAUCUAUGGUACUUUUUAUACUUUAUUUAUACUGCGUAGUUAAUAAAUAACGAUAUUCCAUGUCCACGUUGUGUUCGCGCUUACUAUGACAAAAGAACAAACCGAGAAGCAACGUGAAGUUUCUUAUUCUUUCAUGUUUUUCUCUCGAACGAAACACCCGAAGGAACGUUUCGCCUACUCUUCAGGUAUUCCAUUGAGUUGUCGGGAUAUCUCUUCAGGAAUGUCAAAACAAUGCGCACAUAUACAUACCACUUUGUAACAUAAUGUAACAUUAAAGGUUUAUACGAUAUAGCCGGCAAGAUAAUAUAACCGAUAGUCUAAAUAUUAUUUCCAGAUUAUAUAUUAAAUAUAUAUAAUAUUAUAUUCUU